AGACAUGCCAUAAAAUAAGCUGGUUUUAGCAUUAAAAUCAUGUUACCUGAAUCAAAAGAAUACAAAAACAAGGGAUUCUUUUUGUCUUUUUUACUUCAUCUAUUUACACAUACUGUAAACCAAAAACACUUCCAAGGUAAUCACCCUAUAUGUAUAUAUAUAUAUAUAUAUACAUACAUAUAUUCAGAAGUUGAAAGAGAUCAUUGUGAAAAAUGGCCAGCUCUCCCUCAAACCAACCUAUUCGUUCCAUUAGUUUGCCAUCCAGACCUCACCCACUAGUCCCCCAAAUCGAUGAACAUUUAUCGAGUUUAAGGUCAUCUGAGGUGAUUUUAACCUCGGUGUCUCAAUUAUCCUCACUUGGCCAUAAACUUAACAUCCUUAAAGAUUUGUAUGAUUGUUUGGAUAAUUUAAUUCUCCUCCCACAAAACCAACAAAAAUUAAUGCAACUUUCUAAUGCCAGAUGCAUCGAUGAGUUGCUCGAUGGAUCAUUGAGGCUCUUGGAUGUAUGUGGCAUUGUUAAGGAUGUAUUGGCACAAGUAAAGGAGCAUAUGCAGGAAAUACAGUCUUCUCUUAGAAGAAGAUCCAAUGCUGAGUUAAGCAUUGGCAAUGAAAUUAGUGGGUAUGUGAAUAUGAGGAAGAAGACCAAGAUGAUGAUAAAGAGAUGUUCAAAGGAUGUUAAGGGCAUGAUCAAGAGAUCUAUCUCUCGAGAAGGAGAUUGUAAGAAUGUUGCAAUGGUUGAUGUUUUGAGACAAGUGGAGGGAGCUACAGCUGAGAUUUUCGAGUCUUUAUUAGAAGCAAUUUCAGGGUCAAAGGCACAAUCUCCUAGGAGAAAUGCAAGUUUGUCCAUUGUUAUGUGCAAGCUAAUCAUGUACCAAAAUGAGGCAUUCAACAAGGAAGAAGAGGUGUCAAGAAAUGAAUUUGAAGAUGUCGAUUCAACUUUGAGUUCAUUGGUCAUUAUCCAAAAGAAGAGGAGCUGUGUCAAUGUAGUGCAAGCUGAGACUUUGAGGAGAAGAUUUGUGAAGCUAGACUCAGCAAUUCAGGAUUUGGAUGAAGUGCUAGGAGGCUUGUUCAGGUGUCUGGUGAAGACCAGGGCAACCCUCCUAAACCUCAGUUACUAUUGAAAAGUAGAAAACCAUUAACAAACCCAAAAAAAGGGGAACAUUCACACAAAUUUCCUAGCCAGCAUCGACUUUGUUCGGGUUUAGGCAGUCUUUUCUGAUCUGAAAAUCGGCCCUCAGGUAAUUUUUUCGGGCUUUGGGGAUAUUUUUUUUGCUUGAAAUGUUUCAGGCUAUUUUUCCCCUAAGGCCCGAUCCAAUCCGACCCGAUUUUUGCAGUUAUUGGUAACUAUUGACUUUUGAGCCCAAUGUAGAGCUUGACCAAGAAUGUCUGGCUCAAAUGUGGUUCUUUUUUUUUAUUUUUUAUCAUGGCCUAACUCGGUCCAUGAUCACCUCUAGUAGACACUAGACACACAUGUAUAAAAUAACCAAGUGAACUAUAGUAUUUUCUCAAUCUCAUGUUUUACCCCGUUUGAGGUCCUUCGAGCUAUAUAAUGUAAUUACCUUUUUUUAAUACUUUGUAUAUUGUAAUUAUUACUUGUAUGGUAUCUGGUGAAAUGGCCAAUUUCUUUACACAAAUUUUGC
Molecule: messenger RNA, 1640 nt
Organism: Spinacia oleracea (spinach)
Lineage: Eukaryota; Viridiplantae; Streptophyta; Magnoliopsida; Caryophyllales; Amaranthaceae
Exons: 1
Coding region: 213-1121 (302 amino acids)
Biological process (GO): shoot system development; root development
Source: RefSeq, a predicted model, not a curated record